CGCCGACCAAACGCCCAUCAACUCGCCUUAUUUCGAUGUUCCUGUCCCCCCUCGUGGACCUGUUAGCACGGGCUCGCUUGCCCUUUGUUUUCUGCGACUAAUUUGUUUGCGUAUUCGACCGCACAACCUCCUUUGAUAUCGCGUUGUUUACAUCGUUAUGGCCUCUUCUGGCGCGAGGGCGCAGAAGCCCGUGGGCUCUGCAGGAUGGAUUUCGACAGAAAAGGAAAAUGUUAUGCAGUUGGUGGAUCAGGAAAUGGAAGAAGUGGAAUAUCCUGUUCGCCAUGAGAUGGAUUGGUUGAACGAGCACAUGGCAGAAGUCUUCUCCAGCAACCAAUUCAACUUCGCGGAGGUAUUUAAGACGCCCGGAAAAAUGCGAGGCAAAACUCCACGAACAAUUCGGAAACGAAACGUGGACGAGAAUCGCGUGCCUCUCAGCGAGAUCUUCUCGUCCGCUCACAAACAACUUGAAAACAAAGCCAAUGCUAGCCCGGCUGUCCAUCUUUCACCCGCUAAACCCACCGCUCUUACAACUACAUCAGCCGCCAAAAUUACAGGUGCCAAGAAUGCGACUGAAAAUGAGUCGCAUCCCCAGUAUCCGGAUCUGACUCAAAACCUCAACUCUUUCCCGCAAUACAAUACUGAUUCAGGAUACCACGGAAUGCAAGACGACGAGGAGGAGGAGGAAGAUGACGAUGUGGUUCUGACGCAAACACAACCUAACUCUCAAACAUCCACUCAGCCUCUGGAAAAUGAUACCGUGCCAAAAGUAUCACAGCAAAAUCGCUCAUCUAUCGAACGGCGUACGACUGGAAGCUCCUUCCAUUCGGCACAUGAAGAUAUGCAUCAGCGAGAAGAUAUUGCGGAGCCUAUGAAUAUUGACUCAGCACCCAAGGAUACACAAGUACAGCCCCCGAAGCCAGCAUUGAAACAAAAUAAGGAAGAGAAAGAAUCAGUGCCAACACCAGAGCCCGAGCCAGUUGCGGAACCAGAACCAGAGCCAGAAACCGUUGCUGAGCCCAAGCCCGAGAAGAAACAAGAACCAGCGCCAGAGCCUGAGCCUGUUGCCGAACCAGAACCAGAACCAGAACCCGUUGCCGAGCUCGAGUCUGAGCAAGAAUCAGAACCAGAGCCCGAAAAGGAACCCGAGAAAGAGCCAGAACUCAAAAGGGAGCCUGAAAAGCAACAAGAGGAAGAGGAAGAGUCCGAGCCAGAACAGGAGGAGCCAGCGGCAAACCCGAAAUCUUCUCCGGCCAAGACACCCACAAUCCAGCCCUCCCAGGCUCAGCAAGAAAAAGAUGCUGAGAAGGAAGAUACGGCUCUCGAUAUAUUGGAUGAUAUCGACUCACCUUCAGAUGACUUCACCCCAGAACGGCCCCCAGUCCGCAAGAGUAGUCUGACAUUCGCAUCGCUUCCUGCACGAGAGCCAUUGAUGAAGAAGAGCUUGGGUGGCUCGAGGAUUUCUAGGACAAGUCAUGUCGACCUUGCGAAGCUGAAUAGCACCGGGGGCUCCAACUACUUCGGCAGACAGACCGGAGGGCAUCGGACAACUCAAGCUGCCCUAGACGAUGAUGCAACACAUGAUGAUAAAAUGGUUGUCGAUGAGGACAAGCACGCCUCUCAUGAGGAAAGGGAUGCAGACACCAGAGCAAGCAAGCUACACAACAAAUCUUCCACCCAAAGACUGCAUGAGAAAAUUAGCAUGCUUGGCAAGCUUCAGCCAUCGCGACCUACCAAAUCAAUCCCGUCGGUGUCAGGCCUGUCCUCUACCCAAGUGACCUAUCCUGAACUUCCAUCCACCAAGGAAGACUCAAAACCAGAGCCGUCUAAUCAAAAGUCCCACGAAAUUUCGUCUAUGGAGCCCAUGGAAACCGGCGAUGACUGGAUCAAACCCUUGAACUCCCCUGCCAAGAGCCAGACUAUCGACAUCAUGGAGAAGCCUUCCACCACUGAGGCUAAACGAGCUUCAGAGAAAGAUAGUGCCUCCAUGAUCCGGAAACAGGCCAUUCAUGACCAUAUUGGCCGGUCAAGUGCAAACAAUGCCGCCGAGUCGGCCCGUGGAAAGUCUUCCACCCCGAAUUCCUCAUCUCCCCAACGUUUUGGUCAUCAGAAGAGCGUAUCUGUUCCCCAGAUACCUCCCGAGGAGUCUACCACUCCCGUAGGAUCUCCGGAGCGCUCGGAUGGUCCAUUGAGCGCAUCCAAGUUCAAGUUGCAAUCCAUCAUGAGAUCUGCAAAGGGCCUUUUCACAAGUACGGGCGGCGUUUCCGCAGUACCGAAAUUCCAACCAUCCUCGCCCGAUGCGUUGCAAUUUCAAAAUGACGACAGUCCCGAUACAAAUAAUAUUCGAAGCAAACGUGAACCCCAGCCAGCCCAGUUACUUAGCCCCCCAAGACAAGAAGGCCGUCGCACCAGGAGCUCCACAGAAAAGGAAUCACGAAAGCAAAGAGAGCUCGAAGACCGCCAGCGAGAAGAGGACCGCCACCGAGAAGAAGAGCGCCAGCGGGACGAGGAGCAGGCAGAGAAGGCUCGAGAGCAGGAAAAGCAAAAGGCCCUCCAGCUCAAGGCUACCCAAGAGAAGACAUCAGCGGAUCUCGAAGGUCGUGCUGCGGCAAGUCCAAAGAAAAUGUCACAGCCGCAAAAAUACUCAUCCAAGGAAACAGAGCCCAGCCAUGAAGUCGGCUCCAAAGCCUCUGUCUCGUCCGUUUCGCAACAGUCAAAACAGGCCGACCGUCGUCCAGUCAAGCCUAACCGUGAGGCCCUGCAGAAGCCAAAACCUCAGCCGGUGUCAAUCCGCGUUGGCAGUGCUCUUUCCCGACAGAUUCCGCUGGCAAGUGGCUCGGUAUCUUCAAAUGCCAAUGAUUCAAAUGCACCAGUUCCAACUCCAGCCUCCGCUUCAAAGCCACCAACACUCAAGAAGAAAGCAAGUAACACAUCCUUGCAUACUGCCUCUUCAAACGGCAGUAUGAAGAGCGCAGUGUCUGCUCAGUCGCAGCGAAAGGCCCAACUGGCAAACGAUAGGAAGAAGGAACAGGAAGAACGUGAUGCUCGCCGGAGGGAGGAGCAAAAACGUGAGCUGGAGCGUAAGCGAGCCGCCCAGCAACAAGAAGAGACUCGUCGUCAGGAGAUGCGGAGCCGCGCAGAAGCUGAGCGCCGUGAACGCGCCACUUCGGAGGAUCCCAAGAAGGCUGCACAGAUGCAGGCAAUUGAGAAGCGGAGAUUGGAAAAUGCCCGAAGACUCGAAAGACAAGGCAGUCAGCAACCUGCAAGUGAGCGGGGCUCAAUGCUUCAUCAGGACAAACCAGCUCAGCAGGUCAGGCCAGGUUCCAGAUUGGGCUCUGUGCAGCCUGCAUUCAGUAGAUCAAUUAACCAACCGCAGCCCAACCCUGCCAAACCACCUAAGAGAGGACUGGAUGACGAAACUAGCCACCGUCCUGUCACUUCAAAACCUAGUACUGUGAUGCCAUCCGGUGAUUCUAAGCGGAGGCGGACGGAGGAUGAACACAAUCCUGCGCCUUCCGUACGUCCCACAAUGGCACCACCAAUUCGACAGUCGAACAUUCGCAAGCCUUCUAUCUUCGGUCAUGGCCAGCCAUCUAUGUCACACCAGUCUGGAUCUUCGAUCUUCAAGACUACUCAACCACAGAGACCAGCUCACCCGAUGGACAUGUCAAAAUACGCAAGUGGCAAGAUUCCCUUCGCUGAGCCCAACCCCGCAUCGCAGCCACCCGUGCACAAAACGCCUGCUGCGAGCUCCUCACAAAAGGCCCAGGCCAAACCAUCGCCGAAGUAUCCCAGUGGAGAAAACAUUCAGCUUCCUGAAAUCGCAACUGAUAGCGAGGAUGAAGACUCAGAGGCAGAGAUGCUUCCUGUUCCCAAGUGGGCUCAGGCCAAGGAACUUGAGUCUCUCUUGAGGCAGCAGGAGGGAAUGGAGGUUGACUCUAUCUUUGGACCGAUUGCGCCAUUCUCACUGGAGGAUACCUUCAAGACAGACAAAAAGAUCAAGAAGUUCCGAGACCGAACCAGCAGCGCGAACUGGUCCGGUGCCGACGGACUGACACAAGAUGAGAUCCGGAAGGAUCUGGCCGACCGACAACGAAUGAGACUCAAUGGCGGAUGGACCUUCGGAAACUAACAUUCUUUUAUUCUCUUUUCCUAGGGAGCAUAUUGAUUUCUUGAUAUUUGUUUUAGUAGCGGCAAACUGGUUCAAUUGGGUGAUGGGCAUGACCGGUUAGGCGUUUUUACUGUGAUUCACCCGAAUAACUUUGGGAUUAUGUUGGAUUUAAGGUGCAUAUUAGUCGGCAUCACUUUUACUCUUAGUGCUACAUAGUAUAUGAUGUCUCGAUAAAGAUAAAGGCGAGAAUGUCAAUCAACCAUAUCAGUUGUCAUGC
Aspergillus wentii DTO 134E9 is the source of this 4385-nucleotide messenger RNA. RefSeq lists its product as uncharacterized. The transcript is spliced from 5 exons. Bases 158 to 4129 code for a protein of 1323 amino acids. NCBI's taxonomy places the organism in Eukaryota, Fungi, Ascomycota, Eurotiomycetes, Eurotiales, Aspergillaceae. The record is from RefSeq and is a predicted model, not a curated record.